Molecule: messenger RNA, 1578 nt
Organism: Colletes gigas
Lineage: Eukaryota; Metazoa; Arthropoda; Insecta; Hymenoptera; Colletidae
Gene: Cdk9
Product: cyclin-dependent kinase 9
Exons: 7
Coding region: 139-1287 (382 amino acids)
Biological process (GO): protein phosphorylation
Cellular component (GO): nucleus
Molecular function (GO): cyclin-dependent protein serine/threonine kinase activity; ATP binding
Source: RefSeq, a predicted model, not a curated record
CGCGGAUCGAGAUCAAUUUUUUACCUUCGAGGUUAUGUGCAAAUUGUUCUGUCAAACCCUCGCGUCGUGUGGAGCAUCAUGAUUUCCAGCCAACGAUGCUCUGUCGCGGAAAUUAUGUUUACCUGAUGAACACCGAAGAUGAACACCAAGGAAAAGGAAAAGUAUAUCGAGGAAUUUGAUUUCCCCCAUUGCGACGAAUCUUCGAAAUAUGAAAAGGUUGCGAAAAUUGGUCAGGGUACUUUUGGGGAGGUGUUCAAGGCUAGAGACAAAAAUUGUACAAAAAAAUUCGUAGCUAUGAAAAAAGUAUUAAUGGAUAACGAGAAGGAAGGGUUUCCUAUAACUGCUUUGAGAGAAAUAAGGAUACUGCAGUUAUUGAAGCAUGAGAACGUAGUAAAUUUAAUAGAGAUAUGUAGAACACGAGCGACACAAUAUAAUCGUUAUCGUUCUACAUUUUACCUCGUAUUUGACUUUUGCGAACAUGACCUAGCUGGUUUAUUGUCGAAUGUAAAUGUUAAAUUUAGUUUAGGAGAAAUUAAAAAAGUUAUGCAGCAGUUGUUAAACGGUCUUUAUUACAUUCACAGUAAUAAGAUCUUGCAUAGAGAUAUGAAGGCUGCAAAUGUUUUAAUAACAAAAAAUGGUAUACUAAAGUUAGCUGACUUUGGGUUGGCUCGUGCAUUUAGUGCGAACAAAAAUGGCCAACCAAAUCGUUACACGAAUAGAGUUGUCACUCUAUGGUACAGGCCACCGGAACUGUUGCUCGGAGAUAGAAAUUAUGGGCCCCCUGUAGAUUUGUGGGGUGCGGGAUGUAUAAUGGCUGAAAUGUGGACCAGAUCACCGAUAAUGCAAGGAAAUACAGAACAGCAGCAACUCAUAUUAAUUUCACAGUUAUGUGGCUCUAUAACGACCGAAGUGUGGCCCGGAGUCGAGAAUUUAGAGCUGUUUAAUAAAAUGGAUUUACCUAAAGGUCAAAAACGAAAGGUCAAAGACAGAUUGAAGCCAUAUCUAAAGGAUCCUUAUGCGUGUGAUUUGUUAGAUAAACUUUUGAUCCUCGAUCCAUCCAAAAGAUACGAUUCCGAUUCUGCAUUGAAUCACGAUUUUUUUUGGACCGAUCCAAUGCCUUGUGAUCUUAGUAAAAUGUUGGCACAGCAUACGCAAAGUAUGUUCGAGUACUUAGCUCCACCAAGACGUCCUGGGCAUAUACGUCAACCGCAUCAUCAAGUACCUGGAGGGCCAGCGAAACCUAGCUCUAGCAUGACUGACAGUGGUUACCAAGAUCGUGUAUUCUAGCAUAUUCUGCUCGGAAGAAUGUAAACUGCCCUCUAUUGUUCAUUUUCAUCUCUUAGACUGUUAAUCGUAAAACAUUUUACUUCAACUUCAUCGAUAAGAAUUUAAGUUGAAAUUAAAUGUCUGAUCUAUAAAUACUCUGGAAAUAAGGUGCAAGAUUUUUAUACAUAUACUUUCGGUUUCGAACGUCGGUCAAUAUUCGAGGCAUUACUAUACAGAGUGUUCGACCAUCCCUGGGAAAAAUUUUAAUGGGGGAUUCUGGAGGCCAAAAUAAGACGAAAAUCAAGAAUACCA